CAGACACUAGGCUAUAUCUGCUGGCUGACAGCAGCCAGGACAUAAAAGCUGCCAUUGUCUCAGCAGCCUGUUGUUGUGGCCUCAGUCAGUGCUCAUCUACCAGACAGCAGCCAGGUUGUCACAAUGUCAAUUCAGGGACGCCCAAAAGGGAACCCGAAAGCAUUUGACAAGCCAAAAUGCAAGAUUUCUGCGUCUCGAAAACUCUCGCUUAAGAUGCUGCUCCUCAACAGAGCCAUGGAGGAACUGGAGAAGGAGAAGCAGGAUAGAGAUGAGGAGAAAGUCCGUUACCUGGGAGAGAAAAUGCCUGCUCUACAGCUCUCUGGGCUUUCACUGGAUGAGUUACAGAAUCUGUGCAAGCAGCUCCACGCAAAGAUCAAUAUUGUGGAUGAAGAGCGGUACGAUUGUGAGUCUAAGGUGCACAAGAACAACAAAGAUAUUCAUGAGCUGAAGCUGAAAGUUCAGGAUCUGGGAGGUAAAUUUAAGAAGCCAGCUCUGCGGAAGGUGCGCGUGUCUGCUGAUGAGAUGAUGCGAGCUCUGCUGGGCUCCAAACACAAGGGCUCCAUGGACCUCCGAGCUAACCUCAAGUCAGUCAAGAAGGAGGACAUCAAACAAGAGAAGGUCCUGACUUCUGAAGUAGGAGACUGGCGUAAGAAUGUGGAGGCCAUGUCUGGUAUGGAAGGCAGGAAGAAGAUGUUUGAUGCUGCUGGUGGAGGCCAGUAAACUGCAUAUCACCCUGACUAAGACUGUCUGGAGGGCAGCGAGGAGAGAUUCUGCACAAAAUGGCACAGAGAGGAGAAAAGAAAGAAAGGAAGGAAGCAUUAGAGCCUCCAGUACUUGCUUGGCCUGGUUAAUUAGUGGAUUCUCUCUUAAAAAUAAGGGUGGAGAAAAAGGUUCUUUAAAAGCCAUAGAAGUUUCCUUGUGACACUGUCAAUUGAUGCUUCCUUAUAGAGCUGCUUUUUUUUAAAGCUUAAAAAGUCACCAUGUACUGGAAAGGUUCAAUUCUAAUUAAAGCCAGAUGUCCAAAGCAAGAA
Molecule: messenger RNA, 1031 nt
Organism: Colossoma macropomum (tambaqui)
Lineage: Eukaryota; Metazoa; Chordata; Actinopteri; Characiformes; Serrasalmidae
Gene: tnni1d
Product: troponin I, skeletal, slow d
Exons: 9
Coding region: 124-720 (198 amino acids)
Biological process (GO): muscle contraction
Cellular component (GO): troponin complex
Source: RefSeq, a predicted model, not a curated record